UUUGCCAUCCCGUCGACACGUUUGCCAGAGAAACCAAGACUACGCACAUCAGGGACCAUGAAACAUUGGCAGAGACUACUGAACGCGCACCACAGACAGAAGGCGGAACAAGAAGAGGCGGCGAAAGCUAAGAUCAAUAAAGGGUACUCACUGCCAGAAGAAGGCGACCCCACGCUAGAUCCUGACACGCAGAGAAGUCUUUCACUAGAUGCAAAGUUCCAUUCACUUUCUGUUUCUGAAGAAGAGUUUGAUGAUGCGAGGAUACGGAGGAGAGAGAAACGAGCAGCAGACAAUGGCAGAUUCCAUCGCAUUGACGAGGAUGACGAAUUGGGGGGACUGAAGCGACAAGCUCGACAGGAGUCCAUGGGGGGUCUCGCCGACGACGACUUCUCCCCAACCUCCUCCCCCUUCGGGUCCACCGACUCCGUGGAAGGUGUCAGAUUCGAGGAGGUGACGAGACCUGUGCGGAGGAGGUCAUCAGCAACAGGAGGAGGUUCUCUGCGCCGCUGGAGCUCGGAGAAAUCCAGGAGAAGGUCCAGCACUGUGUCGGACGUUCCGGAAGAGAAUUCCGCAAAUGGAAGACGAAUGACGCGCCGCCGAUCCAUGGCGGCCAGAGCCACCAUAGACCUAGGGGCUAAGGAAGACGUGAGCGAGGUGAUGUUCUCUAUGGGAUACCACCCCAACGCCGGUCAACUCACGGUCACCAUCAUCAAGGCACGAAAUCUCGCGAGAGUUGGGUCAGAAAAUCCUCCAGACACGUACGUCAGAGUGGCGCUGAUGUGUGAGAGCAGAAAGAUCGGCAAGAAGAAGACUUCCGUCCAGAACGGCGCCCCGAACCCUACAUUCAACGAGUCUUUCCAUUUUGACGUGGCAGAAGACGACAUGAAAGGAGUUUUCCUGUCACUGGUGGUGGAAGACUCCGGAGGACCCACGCUGGGUAAAUGUGAGGUCGGCCCGUGGACGGACCAGUGGAACGAGAUGAUGGAGAAACCCCGGAAACCCGUCACCAGAUGGUGUCAGCUGAAGGAAGUGACGUCAGACAGGCGGAGGAGCAGUGAAGACCAGGAGUAGCAGCUUUAAAAAUACUACUAUAAAAACGUGUACAUCUUUUACAUUGUCGUAACAGGUAAUUUUCUAUGGAUCUCAUUGCAUACUGGGAGACGUGGAG
Branchiostoma belcheri (Belcher's lancelet) is the source of this 1168-nucleotide messenger RNA. Its product is annotated as synaptotagmin-like protein 1. Gene Ontology annotation, molecular function: phosphatidylserine binding; SNARE binding; clathrin binding. Bases 58 to 1071 code for a protein of 337 amino acids. NCBI's taxonomy places the organism in Eukaryota, Metazoa, Chordata, Leptocardii, Amphioxiformes, Branchiostomatidae. Gene Ontology annotation, biological process: calcium-ion regulated exocytosis; regulation of calcium ion-dependent exocytosis; regulation of dopamine secretion. The record is from RefSeq and is a predicted model, not a curated record. The transcript has 10 exons.